AUGGAGAACCUUCAAUCUACAGGGGCUCGCUCGCAUGCAAACUCGACCUCUCAUAUCAAGCCGCGCCGGGCUGGCGUUCCUUGUGUGCGAUGUCGCCAGAUGAAGGUGAAAUGUAAUGCCAGUCAAAAGUUUCCGGCAGCUUGCUCGGCUUGCGAAAAAGCAGGUGAGCGGUGCUCUGUUGACCCCUCGUUCAAGAGGACAUCCAAGAGAAGUCUGAAGCCCAGCCAUGUAUAUGAAGAAUGUCAUCCUGCAUACAGGGCGCCCCGCUCCGAAGGAUCAGGCACUGAGCCGACUAGCUUGUCGUCGAGACCGGAUGGACCUUUACCUGGCUCGGAUUCUUCCGUAGCAAGUAUAACUGCCGAAUUGCGCCUCGGCGGGAAGAGAUCUGCUCGGUUUACCCAUGAGGCUACUGGGGUCAACCUCACAUCCAGUGUUGUAGCAGAACUGCUAGAAGAGUAUUAUUCUCGUCUACACCCAAGGUUCCCGCUGUUGCUUGACCCUGCCACCACAAUCGAUAGCUACGAGAAAGCACCCUUGCUGUUUUGGAGCGUAUUGGCCAUUGCAAGCAAAGAUUCAGAGAAGUAUGCAUCUGACUACGCUCGGUUACAAAUUCUUUUGAGGCAAUUGGUAGCCGACAUUCUCAUCGUUGGUACCCGGUCCAUCUACCUCGUUCAAGCUCUACUUCUACUCUGUGUUUGGUCUUUUCCCCAUGAAGACAUGAACAAGGAGCCGUUUUCAAUGUACUGUGCACUGGCCAUUUCUAUGGCACGGUCUCUUGGUUUGCAUCGUCCACAACAUCCAUUCCUUUUAUUUGCGGCAAAGGCGUCGGAGAUCGGAACCUUGGAAACUCGGACGGCAACCUGGUUGUCUUGUUUCGUUGUGGAUCAAUGGCAUACUGCUAGAUUCGGGGUGCCAAGUUCCAUCAGGAUCGACCACACUGUCCUUCAUGCCCUGAAUGUUUCGAUGCCUUGGGUACCAGCGACUACAAGAAUUCAACUUCACAUCGCCGUCGUCACCUCGAAGAUUUCGGCUGCCCUGGGAGAAUGUGAGACUUCGGCCACCGGGCUCACUGCAGACCCCCUUCCGCUUGUGCGGGUGUUUGAAACUGAGCUUUGCAUGAUACAAGACAGAUACACGUGCGAAUGGUCGCCUGCCGAUGAAGUAUCAUUCCUUGACGCGCGGCUCAGCCUGUACUCUUACGUUCUCGACCAGCAAAAAACCGAGACCUUCAAAACCCUUCAUCCAGAGAAUGAACUCAUCGUCCAAAGCAGUAUCACGGCAAGACAGCUCCUAAUCGUGCUGACUACAUUUCCGGACGCACUAAGCAAAGGGACAUUCCAUGUGUUUCGCUCUGCAAGCUACGCCGUCUUCUUCCUCUUACGCAUUCUUAAGACAGCACCCAGUGAGUUAAUCGACGAGACAGGUAUCAGAAAUAUCAUCAGACAGACUUUUACACUCAUGAGGGAAAUGUCUCAAACAGCAAAUGACCGACGGUCUCAGUGCGUGCGGGUCUGCAGAAUCAUCGAGCAUAUGAUUGACGAAGACUGGAACAAAGACACGCCGUUCUUAGGCAAAGCCGAGUCAUUUAUGGCUAAUAACUAUGUCGCAGAUGUUGCGGCCAGGGGCAUGAUCAAAGCAAAUAUACGGCAUGCAGCUGCACAAACCGAACGCGAUAGCCGGGAAGCCGUAGCGGCAGGAGUUUCGCCAGAGGUCGAUUCGAAUUUUGACCUCGAUUUCUCGAUAUUGGAUCCGAUGGAAUGGAAUGUGAAUUGGCAGGAUAAUGAUGACCUACUCUUUCUCAGCGAGAAUAUAGGUGGAUCCUCGUGA
This is a messenger RNA of Penicillium antarcticum, 1827 nucleotides long. RefSeq lists its product as uncharacterized. Gene Ontology annotation, cellular component: nucleus. Gene Ontology annotation, molecular function: DNA-binding transcription factor activity, RNA polymerase II-specific; zinc ion binding; transcription cis-regulatory region binding. The transcript is spliced from 5 exons. The record is from RefSeq and is a predicted model, not a curated record. Gene Ontology annotation, biological process: regulation of DNA-templated transcription; DNA-templated transcription. Lineage: Eukaryota; Fungi; Ascomycota; Eurotiomycetes; Eurotiales; Aspergillaceae. The coding region runs from base 1 to 1827 and encodes 608 amino acids.